Rangifer tarandus platyrhynchus (Svalbard reindeer) is the source of this 1458-nucleotide messenger RNA. The record is from the annotation of a GenBank genome assembly. NCBI's taxonomy places the organism in Eukaryota, Metazoa, Chordata, Mammalia, Artiodactyla, Cervidae.
AUGCGCUCUGCUCCAGCCAUCAGAGCCUGCCAGAGAGCCUGCCGGUGCCUCUUGUCUGGGUUUGGGGGUCAAGUAGACGGGAGGCAGCCGGAGCAGUUGUCGGAAGGGACCAGCUCCUUCGUAGGGCCCGUGAGGUCGCAAGUGGAGCUACCCCGAAACGAGCCGAGAGAAGCCCCCGAGUCUGGUGGUGAGGGGAGCGAGGAGCUGGUAGAGAUCUGUCAGAAGAGACGUUUCCUCAGUGGCACCAAGCAGCAGCUUAGCCGAGGUUCUCUUCUAAACGGAUGCCACCCCGGCCUUGGCCCCUUGGGCACAGAGUUGCGGAAGAACCUGGCGGCCGAAUGGUGGUCCUCGGUGGUGGUGUUCAGGGAGCAGGUCUUCCCGGUAGACGCCCUCCAUCGUGAACCAGCUCCUUCGCUGCCCGUGGACAGUGGCUUCAGGUUAGUUUCUGCAGAAACGCUGCGCGAGAUCUUGCAAGACAAAGAGCUGAGUAAGGAACAGCUAGUAGCAUUUCUUGAGAACUUACUAAACACUUCUGGGAAACUACGGGAGAACCUUCUUCACGGUGCCUUGGAGCACUAUGUUAGUUACCUGGAUCUGAUAAACAAGAGGCUACCUUUUGGCCUUGCUCAGAUUGGAGUGUGUUUUCACCCUGUUUCUGAUACUAAGCAGACGCCUGAUGGUGUUAAAAGAAUCGGUGAAAAGACUGAAGCUUCUCUGGUAUGGUUUACUUCAGCAAGAACUGCAAGCCAGUGGCUUGAUUUCUGGUUACGUCAUCGACUCCUAUGGUGGAGAAAGUUUGCUGUGAGUCCAUCUAACUUCAGCAGUGGAGAUUGUCAGGAUGAAGCAGGCCGAAAAGGAAACAAACUUUACUACAAUUUUCCCUGGGGAAAGGAGCCAAUAGAAACCCUGUGGAAUCUAGGAGAUCAUGAACUUUUACAAACGUAUCCUGGAAGUGUGGCUCAAUUGCACGGCCGAGACGGGCGGAAGAACGUGGUUCCUUCUGUUUUAUCUAUAAAUGGAGAUCUAGAUCGAGGCAUGCUGGCCUACCUCUAUGAUUCUUUCCAGCUAACAGAGAACUCCUUUACAAGAAAGAAAGAUCUUCAUAGAAAGGUGCUUAAACUUCAUCCUUGUUUGGCCCCCAUUAAAGUUGCUUUGGAUGUGGGACGAGGCCCAACAGUGGAACUAAGACAGGUUUGUCAAGGGCUGUUUAAUGAAUUACUAGAGAAUGGAAUUUCUGUGUGGCCUGGUUAUUUGGAAACCGUGCAAUCUUCACUGGAACAACUUUAUUCAAAAUAUGAUGAAAUGAGUAUCCUCUUCACAGUGUUGAUUACUGAAGCUACUUUGGAGAAUGGAUUAAUACAUUUGAGAAGUAGAGACACCACAAUGAAGGAAAUGAUGCAUAUAUCCAAAGUAAAAGACUUUCUAACUAAAUAUAUAUCAUCAGCUAAGAAUGUAUAG